GCAGGACAGGGCCCACAGGGCUUAUCAGCCUCCCGGCCCAGCCCCUGCCUCGGGACAUAAAUACGGAGGGGAGCGCUGGCCGUGCAUACUGUUCAGCGCUGAGGGAGGUCGCCCACGCCCCUCCAGGAUGAAAGCUGUGGUAUUGACCUUGGCUGUGCUCUUCCUGACGGGGAGCCAGGCUCGGCACUUCUGGCAGCAAGAUGAACCCCAGUCCUCUUGGGACCGAGUGCGGGAUUUAGCCAAUGUGUACGUGGAUGCAGUUAAAGAGAGCGGCAGAGAGUAUGUGUCCCAGUUGGAAGCCUCCGCCUUGGGAAAACAGCUCAACCUGAAGCUUGUGGACAACUGGGACACCUUGGGCAGCACCUUCCAGAAGGUGCAUGAACACCUGGGCCCGGUGGCCCAGGAAUUCUGGGAAAAACUGGAAAAGGAGACAGAGGAGUUGAGACGGGAGAUAAACAAGGACCUGGAGGACGUGAGGCAGAAAACGCAGCCCUUCCUGGACGAAAUCCAGAAGAAGUGGCAGGAGGACCUGGAGCGCUACCGCCAGAAGGUGGAGCCGCUGAGCGCGCAGCUCCGCGAGGGCGCGCGCCAGAAGCUGAUGGAGCUGCAGGAGCAAGUGACCCCGCUGGGCGAGGACCUACGUGACAGUGUGCGCGCCUACGCGGACACGCUGCGCACGCAGCUGGCGCCCUACAGCGAGCAGAUGCGCAAGACCCUGGGCGCGCGCCUCGAGGCGAUCAAGGAGGGCGGCAGCGCCAGCCUCGCGGAGUACCACGCCAAGGCCAGCGAGCAACUGAGUGCCCUCGGCGAGAAGGCCAAGCCCGUCCUGGAGGACAUCCACCAGGGCCUGAUGCCGAUGUGGGAGAGCUUCAAAACCGGCGUCUUGAAUGUCAUCGAUGAGGCCGCCAAGAAGCUGACCGCCUAAUGAGGCGGCUGCCACCAAUCCCCUUUCCAGUAUUCCGUUUCUUAGAAUAAAUGUUUCCAAAGUAG
Molecule: messenger RNA, 990 nt
Organism: Tupaia belangeri chinensis (Chinese tree shrew)
Lineage: Eukaryota; Metazoa; Chordata; Mammalia; Scandentia; Tupaiidae
Gene: APOA1
Product: apolipoprotein A1
Exons: 4
Coding region: 128-925 (265 amino acids)
Biological process (GO): cholesterol efflux; cholesterol metabolic process; acylglycerol homeostasis
Cellular component (GO): high-density lipoprotein particle; extracellular vesicle; very-low-density lipoprotein particle
Molecular function (GO): cholesterol transfer activity; phosphatidylcholine-sterol O-acyltransferase activator activity; phospholipid binding
Source: RefSeq, a predicted model, not a curated record